This is a messenger RNA of Fibroporia radiculosa, 2139 nucleotides long. RefSeq lists its product as uncharacterized. NCBI's taxonomy places the organism in Eukaryota, Fungi, Basidiomycota, Agaricomycetes, Polyporales, Fibroporiaceae. Gene Ontology annotation, biological process: protein phosphorylation. Gene Ontology annotation, molecular function: ATP binding; protein kinase activity. The record is from RefSeq and is a predicted model, not a curated record. The transcript is spliced from 5 exons. The coding region runs from base 1 to 2139 and encodes 712 amino acids.
AUGCAGCGCGUCGUCUCCAACUCCCGUCUGCUCCGAAGGUCGAGCAUUUCUGACAAUGGACACGGUUCACAGCACAGGCAGCUGACUAAAUCUCCGCCGCCAUCUCCGCGCGAGCUCAAGCGUACUCAAGAGCCAUGUCCUAUCCCGAGCAGCAACCCAGCGAGUCAGUAUACCCUUCUCGAGAAGCUUGGGACGGGCAGCUUCGGGACGGUGUACAAGGCAAUGCACAAUGAGACAAAGCAGAUCGUGGCUAUCAAGCAAAUUGACCUGGAAGAUUCGGACGACGACAUCUCAGAGAUUCAGCAGGAAAUCGCAAAUCUGGCGCAAUUCGACUCGGAGUACGUUACGCGUUAUUACGGCUCGUUCGUUGUCGCGUACAAGCUGUGGAUUGUGAUGGAGUACCUCGCAGGGGGGUCGUGCUUGGACCUCCUCAAACCGGGUGUGUUCUCCGAGGCGCAUAUCGCGGUGAUUUGCAAGGAGCUACUGCAGGGCCUCGAGUAUAUGCAUGACGAAGGUACAAUUCACCGAGACAUCAAAGCCGCCAACGUGCUUUUGUCUGCAUCAGGGAAGGUGAAAUUGGCGGAUUUUGGUGUGGCGGCGCAGUUGACGAGCACGUUGCGGCACACCUUCGUUGGUACGCCGUUUUGGAUGGCACCCGAGGUCAUCAGGCAAGCGGGAUACGACGCGAAGGCGGACAUCUGGAGCUUGGGUAUCACAGCGAUUGAGAUGGCAAAAGGAGAACCGCCGCUGGCCGAGUACCAUCCGAUGAGAGUCUUAUUUUUGAUCCCGAAGGCAAAGCCUCCAGUUUUGGAGGGUGCCUUCUCUGUCGCAUUCAAGGAUUUCGUGGCGCAGUGUUUGACGAAAGAUCCUCCAUCGAGGCCGACGGCGAAGGAGUUACUGCAGCACAGAUUCAUCAAGAGUGCGCGGAAGACCUCGUACUUGACAGAAUUGAUCGAACGUUUCCAGGACUUUCGGGCACGCACCCCUGGAAAGGCUCCACAGAUGUACCAGGCGACAGUGCGUAACAGCGGAGUGUGGGACGGGACGCUGCGGAGUGACUGGAGUUUUGACACGAUGCGGUCAACGUCGGCGAUGGGUUCUUUGCGCAGCAUGGCAAAGGACAUCAUGCCCCCGGAGAUGAUCCCAGAUGAAGAGGACUAUGACGACGAUGACCCGUCUGUGUACGACAACGAAGGAUCUUUUGACACAGCUGCUGCGACCACGAGGGGGAGCGACAUUCCUCUAGUGGGUGGUGCUGGAAUUGGCUUGAACGUGGAUGCCUCGCACUCAACGGUUAUCAUUCGACAGUUGUCGCCAACGGACGAGAAGAACACCCCAUCAUUACUUACGGAUGAGGCUUCAGAUGAAACUGCAGGAAGUCUAGCGCCUGAAACCCCCCCGCAGGAGACAUCCGAGCCCCCUCCAGCAUACACAGGCUCUGUUCGCUCGACACGGCGAGCUUCUUUCCAAGCUCGGAAUAACAUGGCCAUCGGGACUGUACUUGGAGAAGCUGACCUGGGAAAUGGUAUAGACACUAUCAGGCCAGUCAAGAAGGUGGACACAAUCAGGUCCCUCCGGAUGUCGACGGAGUAUGUUGGAACGACGCGCAGCAAAGACAGUGGUCCGUCCAGUCCCCCUUCUCCACAAAGCGUGAAAUCGCAGCAUAAAAAGGCUGCGAGUGAAGCAGUAAAGGCUGGUAAAUCACUGAUUGACGAAGUUUUGUUGCCGUUGUUAUCGAAGACGACACGAGAUGAUAUGGAUGCCCGAGAGAUUGAAUCAAUAAGUAUGAUCUCGAGGGGCUUCGAAGAGCUGAGAGACGUCAAUCCCGAAUUGGCGUACAAUAUUGUCCUCGACCUCCUUGCUGGCAUAAACGAGAACGCGGCGGUGCGCCAGCAUAUUCAGACGGCCCGUGGACUCUUCCCUCACAGACGGAUCAUCCGCAAGAGCGAGAUGACCGCAAAGGGUCUCGUCGUCACUGAAGAAGAGGAAAUCUCCGGCUUGCCGUCGUCAUCCUCUCCUACCCCAACCACUGAAGACCGCCCCGACGCCGGUUCUCCGCCGCGCAAAUCCCCCAUCGCCGAGCUAUUGUAUGUGCGCUGGCUAGAAGGUUUGCGGCUCAAGUGGCCAAGUAUCUUGUAG